CCGUUUCCCUCUUUCGUCCCCACUUAAAUUACCCAAACAAUUAAAAAAAAUACGUAUCUCUUCGUUUCGUUUGAUUUUUCAUUUCCAAAUCACUCAAUCCAAAACAUAGUGUCAAUCAAUGGAGUCUUCGUCUUCGUCUUCGUCUUCGUCUUCACGAAGAUCGCUGCUACAUACGCAUACAUCUACAACCAGUCCUCAAAGAUUUCUAUCGAAGCGAAUCGAACCAGCAAUUCGAGGCAAAUCGUGUCCGAUAUGCUUGAAUCACAUCGACCAUCGCAGAGCAGCGGUGAUCACAGCCUGCCUCCAUGCCUAUUGCGUCGAUUGCAUUCGCAGAUGGAGCGAUUUGAAGCGAAACUGUCCUCUCUGCAACGCAGUCUUCGAUGCUUGGUUCUCCCAAAUCAACCUCUCCUCUCGAACCUUCCUCAAACACAAAUUACCAGAAAUCAGUGAGGAUAUUAGGAAGCUCAAUGUCGAAGUUUUGCGUAGCAGGCGAAGAGUUCUUGUUGCGGCGCGAAGGUUUUUGAGAGAGCUAAUGGAUUCAAAACCACAACUUAAUGUCAACUUUGUUACGAUUCAGAGUUGUCUUGAGCGGAACACAGCAGGAAACAAUGGUGUCAAAGAUAGGAUACUAAAAAGAAUAGAGCCAUGGAUUCAUAGGGAACUGAAAGCUAUACUUGGGGAUCCAGAUCCAUCUGUUAUUGUGCAUGUGGCAUCCUCACUCUUUAUCUCAGGCCUUGAAGAGAAGCACGAGGCCCCUUCCAAACAAUUUGUUCUCGAGGAUAACUUUAUUGAACCUUUGCGACCUUUUCUGCAUGAAAGGACGAAUAUGUUUUGGCAUGAACUCCGGUGUUUUGCAGAAAGUCCAUUCAACAUUGAGACAUACGACACUGUAGUUGAAUAUAAAAAAUUGUCAGAAUAAGUUCAGAAGAGAAAUUUCAAAGGCUUUGUUGGCAACUUGGGGGGUCAUGUUCUUCAAAAAGAUCUAUGGCUCCAAAGGAUCGUGCAAGCUGUCAUUGGAAUUGUAUCUUCAUCUGCCUGUUUGGAGAGAUAGUCAAUGGUUUUAAUGGUCUUAAUCCAGCGCAUGUCUGCCUGACUUGAAAACAAUACACGCAAUUUGCACAAACCAAGAAGAAUGAGCCAAAGCGGGUGGAGUUGCAUCAUGUUCAUCUGGAUUAUCCUCAGAAUAAGUGAAGAAGACAAGCGAGUAGUUUCCUCAUUCAAGAUUAUCCUUGUUCAUCUGGGUGUUUAUUCAAAUAAUAGUACACCCUAAUUAGAGAUUCUUGUUAUCAGUUUCAUCCAGUCGCAUUUUUAUCCAGCUUAUAUGGUUUGUGAUGUCUAUACUGGCUAAUGGAUAUUGUGACUGUUAAAUUUCCUUAAGUUCUAUUUAACUGGCUAUUUUUUCUGCCAAAAAAUUGAGUUCUCUCAAUACUUAUGGAAAAUGAUAUAUUAUACA
Messenger RNA from Camellia sinensis, 1453 nucleotides. The record is from RefSeq and is a predicted model, not a curated record. NCBI's taxonomy places the organism in Eukaryota, Viridiplantae, Streptophyta, Magnoliopsida, Ericales, Theaceae.